Messenger RNA from Quercus robur (English oak), 1006 nucleotides. Its product is annotated as protein BOBBER 1-like. The record is from RefSeq and is a predicted model, not a curated record. The coding region runs from base 165 to 833 and encodes 222 amino acids. The transcript has a single exon. Gene Ontology annotation, cellular component: cytoplasm. Gene Ontology annotation, biological process: protein folding. Lineage: Eukaryota; Viridiplantae; Streptophyta; Magnoliopsida; Fagales; Fagaceae.
GUUGCUUUUCUUGGCCGACUCUCUCUAUUCUCUACUAUAUAUUCGCAAUCCCCAAUACACACACAAACACAACAACAAAAAAACCCUAUACAGCAAUCCUAGCAGCCUCUCAGCGUUCCUCUUCCUCACUAGUUUUCCCAGCGAAUCCAACUACUUUGUCAAUCAUGGCCAUCCUCUCUGAUUAUGAAGAAGAUCAGCAGAAUCAACAACCUUCUUCUUCUAAGAAAGAGAUCAUUCUUGCUGAGAAAGAAGCCGAGGCCAAAAAGCCAGAGGAGGAGGAGGAGGAGGAGGAGAAGCAACAGAAAGAGAAGAAACUUGUUCCCAACAAAGAAAACGGCCUAGAUAUGGAGAAUUAUUCAUGGGGUCAGUCCCUUCAAGAAGUCACUGUAAACGUGCCAGUCCCACAAGGCACUAAAUCCAGCCUUCUUUUGUGCGACAUAAAGACGAACUCUUUGAAGGUUGGGCUCAAGGGUCAGCCUCCAAUCAUCGAUGGAGAGCUAUUCAAGCCUGUGAAAGUUGACGAUUGUAUUUGGAGUUUGGAGGAUAAGAAGAUGAUCACUAUUCUUAUUUGCAAGAGAGAUCAGAGCGAGUGGUGGAAAUCUUUGUUGAAGGGUGAUCCAGAGAUUGACACACAGAAAGCUGAACCAGAGCCAAGCAAGUUGUCUGACUUGGACUCCGAGACUCGUUCUGCUGUGGAGAAGAUGAUGUUUGAUCAGAGGCAGAAACAGAAGGGACUACCAACAAGCGAUGAGAUUCAAAAAGAAGAGUUGAUGAAACAAUUCAUGGCUCAGAAUCCCAACAUGAAAUUCCCUCCGGGAGCUAAGUUCAUGUGAGAUUAGGAAGACAAUGAAAGAUCUAAUCUUUUUAGUUAUAUGCAGUUCUAAUUUCUAUUGCUUUUGUUUAGGAUUAAGGAUUUGUUUACAAAUUUAAGCAUGUGAUCAUGUGCUAUUCAAUAUCAAUUGUGGGCUUUUUAGUUUUAUUAAACUUCAAUUUUUGGUUGGAUUUA